AGAAUUGUUAUUAGAUAUGUGAUUUCCAAAUAAUUUAUUUAGGAAUAGUGUCCCCUGUUUAGUUUUCAUUAUGACGCUCUGCGACGACUGUUUGUUUGAGCCUGCCCAAAAUGGGCACAUUAACGGACAGAUUGUCGGCUCGUUAGGUUUGAUUGGCUUCUGGCUAACAGCGAUCAGAAAUCCGCAAUAUGGCCAAAAUGCUGCUGUGUCGCUGCUGUUGUCAUUAGUUGUCCACAAGCGAGAUGUCAAAUGGCAAGUGAUUUGUGGGACAAUCCGGCUGGUGCGGCAAGUGAAUCGAAGAUGGGACUUCGAACCGAACGCGGAUCAAUGGCUACUGGCUACUUAUUCCCCGGAGAGCACUUCGCAAUUAGCUUUACAUAACCUGACCCACUCAAGGCUCAUUCGUGACCAAGGAAAGUCAGUUGGGUACAACAAAGUCGUGUGGCACUUAUUUUUUUGGGGGUACCCGACCAUUAAAAGUGAUAGCUGAGAAAGUGUGAGGUUCCAGAAUAAUUUGGACUACAAUUAAUCCAGGCCACGGGAGUCACGCCCAAGCGGCUCAGCCUGGAAGCUUAUAAAAACCAUAUCACUUGCGGCCCAAUCAGACAGUUAUUGGUCGAAAUGUCAACCAAGCGGAUCAUAGCCCUUUUUGGAUUGCUAAUUAUCCAAAAGAGCCACGCGGAUGUGUCACAUUUCUUUGCUUCGCCAUUGGAACACUACGGGAACUAUCUGCAUGGCCAAGUGCCUUUCCAACUGGCACUAUGGCCUCCGAACCUAUAUGGUCCCCCGCCGGCCGCACCCACAACUCCUGCCCCAGUGGCUCCUGUGGCUCCAGUGGCCACCACCGAAUUCAGUCUGCCGGAGAUCAUCGAGAACCGCAGUGUGAAGAUUCAGGGAUCUGGGCAUGGCAACUUUAUACCUCUGAGCCAGCAAUAUCUACCGCCAGCUGUGGACGAGCGACCCAACUAUGAAAGCCCUAAGCCAAGCGAGGAGACAUAUCCAGCUUACUACUAUCCGCAACCUGGAGGCAGCAUCAUUACCACCGCCACACCAACCACUACCACUACUUCGAGACCCAUCAUUGUGCAAGAUCCUGGAGAGGAUGUCGAGGCGAUACACUCGCCAGGCUACGACUAUCAUGCCCCAGUGGCUGUUCCGGUUUUCCCCCAAAAGCCAUCCACUCCUGCUCCAGUUUACCUGCCACCCAGCGAUGGAAGCCAGGAUCAAAAUCAACUGAGACUCCGGCUGAAGGACAUGCGUUGCCUUUCGGCGGCUUACUUCCGGGCUGUGCUCAAGUUGGACAGCUUUUUGGGAGCUGCACCCACUGUGGACCAGGACAACGAUGAUGCCCAGCAGGAUAAACGCUGCGAACUGCGGCUAUCUCGAAGCUUUCUGCUCUUGGAUAUUUCUGGCGAGAACUUCGAGCGAUGUGGUGUGAGAACCUGUGGCCAGGAUCUUUGUCUGCGUCUGCGAUUCCCCGCCAUCAGGGGGUUAAGAACCAGUGGCGAUUCGAUCUUAACCCUACACUGCAAGGCUCAAGAGCGAGUGGCUGUGAAGACGCAUGCCCUGAAAAUGGGCGUGGCCAAUGAUGUGCAAGCACGCAGUGUAGGUAGCUACGCCCAUGGAGGAGACCAAAACGCCUUCCGCACCCACGUGGAGUUGUUGCGAAAAGGUAGCACUGGAUACACCCGUCACUUGGAAAGCAACGGUGCCGUCCAGUUGGGCGAAGAGCUCCUCCUAAGAGCCCACGUUCUGGCCGGAGAUGGCUGGAACUACACCAAGCUCAGCGAUGUCCAGCUGCAGAGGAUUGCAACCGGAGGAGAAGUGCUCAACACGGUGCAGUUGGUCAGUUCGAGCGGCUGUCUAAAUCCCGCCAUGCAGGCCAUCUGCGCCCAUCCACCCAGCCUGGACCCACCGCUCGGCCAGAGACUGCACUUCAAGGCGGUCAUGUUCCCUGGGAUGCGAAGUGGAGAGGUUCUGGUCAUAUCCAUGCGCAUCACGGGCUGCUUGGAGCGCGAGGAUUGCCUGGUGACGGCCCAAGAUUGCUUGCCAUCGGUGGGCCAACGCAGACGACGGAAUGUCUCACACGGCAACAGCACCGAAGUCUCGGAGCUCUCGCAUCUCACCUUCCGGGUGAUAAUGGCCGGUGGAGAGGAUGCAUCUCUGGAGGAGCGGGAUAUGGGCAUAGGGGACUCGGGGGUCAGAGCGACAUCCAAAUCACUAGCUCUCCUUGGGAGUUUGGGAUUUGUGGUGAUGCUGCUGGGUGUUGCAGUUGUGGCAUUGUAUAAUUUUCGAAAGUAGUUAAAUUUGGCUCGUCCUGAAACUUUUUACAUAUUUUAUACAGGAAUAAUUAUCAAGCCCACAACUUAUAUAAAAGUUAGGCAUUGAACCAAGCCGUAUAGUUUUAAAUAGCAAAUUAUGAGCGGUCUUAAAUUUUAUUAUUUCUCUUAACUUGAAUAUACCGCUUUUAUGACUAAAGCGUCAAAGAAACAAACAUCUAUUGCCAGCUUGGAAGGUUCAUUUAUAAGUUAUCCUAAGUGUUUUGUGUUCCCCUUCUGACCCAUCCAUUAAAAGCAGUCCAAGUCGCCAUCCAUAUCAAUCGUAUCUGUAUCUGAGGCGCCAAUCUGAACCUGACUUUUAUCUAUCUGGCUGCCAAGUAAAUUGACUUAUCGCCACUGCGGAAUCAGCAGCGAGCCAAUUUUUGGCCUUUUCGAGAUUAAAACAGAAAUUAGCACUUAAUAAAAUGUAAUUUAUGUUCAUGUCGCCUGUGAUUGAGCGGAGCUGAGAAUAAAAUCCAACAAAAUAGGUGUAUAAAAUCUCAAAAAGCCAGUAGGCAAAGCAAGUAACUGACGGAUUUCCAAACUGCGCGCGCAAUUCGCAAAUUGCGAACUGCGAACUGCGAUUCAGUUAUGGCCAGAUAGUUGAAGCCAAAACCGAAAUUUUAUCACGUUUUCACGCUUCGAGCGCGGCUAAUGAAACCUCGUUCACAGUCGAUUUUUGGCUUUGUUAUUUGGUGCAAUUUGUUGUCGGUUUUCGUAGACUCGUAUGAUAAUCCAUUAAUCUGGUGGCCGACAGUUUGCGCUUA
Messenger RNA from Drosophila erecta, 3085 nucleotides. RefSeq lists its product as uncharacterized. Lineage: Eukaryota; Metazoa; Arthropoda; Insecta; Diptera; Drosophilidae. The coding region runs from base 622 to 2301 and encodes 559 amino acids. The transcript has 4 exons. The record is from RefSeq and is a predicted model, not a curated record.